Messenger RNA from Talaromyces stipitatus ATCC 10500, 959 nucleotides. Its product is annotated as hydroxyacylglutathione hydrolase, putative. Gene Ontology annotation, molecular function: hydroxyacylglutathione hydrolase activity. The transcript is spliced from 9 exons. The record is from RefSeq and is a predicted model, not a curated record. Bases 41 to 880 code for a protein of 279 amino acids. NCBI's taxonomy places the organism in Eukaryota, Fungi, Ascomycota, Eurotiomycetes, Eurotiales, Trichocomaceae.
ACUCUCUGGAACAACUCUAACAUCGGAUUCAAUACCAUCCAUGAAUUUUCUACGACCAUUCCGACGUCUAUCUACUCAAAACCAAUCCAUUCAGCAAAGACAAAUACGCAAAAUGCAUAUCAAGACCAUUCCCAUGUGGACCGGUAAGAGUAAUAAUUAUGCUUACCUGGUCACUGAUGAGCCCACCAAGCAAUCCGUCAUUAUUGAUCCGGCACACCCAGAAGAAGUGAUUCCAGUUCUUAAGUCUGAAGAGGCCGCUGGAAAUGCCAAGGUGACUGCAAUCGUGAAUACGCAUCACCAUUGGGACCAUGCCGGUGGUAAUGAUGGAAUCCUUAAGGAAUUCCCUCACCUGAAAGUCAUUGGCGGUAGCCAGUGUCAAUCAGUCACAAAAACGCCGACGCACGGCGAAACAUGGAAGAUUGGAGAGCGGAUUAGUGUGAAGGCUCUUCAUACUCCGUGCCAUACUCAGGAUAGUAUUUGCUAUUUCCUGGAAGAUGGGGAUCAGCGUGCUGUUUUUACGGGUGAUACUAUGUUCACUGGAGGAUGUGGCCGUUUCUUCGAAGGGGAUGCUGCUCAGAUGCACAAGGCUCUUAAUGAGACGCUUGCGGCUUUACCUGAUGAUACCAAGGUUUAUAGCGGUCACGAGUAUACCAAGUCCAAUGUAAAGUUUCUCCUUGCUGUGUCCCAGUCUGAUGCGAUCAAGAAACUGCAAGCCUUUGCAGAGAGUAAUCAGCAGACUCAAGGCGUUCUCACUAUUGGUGACGAAAAGGCUCACAAUGUCUUUAUGAGGCUCAAUGAUCCCGAUGUUCUGAAAGCAACCGGCAUGAAAGAUCCCGUGGAUGUCAUGGCAGCUCUGAGAGAGAUGAAGAAUGCUAUGUGAUAGAUUAGAUGUUUACUUGGAAUAGCCAUCCAUCACUGUGACGUCAAUUAGCUACCCCAAAUAAACCAAACUUAAUAAC